Messenger RNA from Alligator mississippiensis (American alligator), 1543 nucleotides. Its product is annotated as E3 ubiquitin-protein ligase TRIM39-like. The annotation marks the transcript as partial. The record is from RefSeq and is a predicted model, not a curated record. The transcript has a single exon. NCBI's taxonomy places the organism in Eukaryota, Metazoa, Chordata, Crocodylia, Alligatoridae. Gene Ontology annotation, molecular function: protein binding.
CCCGUGACUCUCUCCCCAGUGGACGUGACUCUGGACCCAGGGACGGCUCAUCCCAACCUCGUCCUGUCUGAGGAUCGGAAAUGUGUGAGACACGGAGACACCCGACAGGAUCUGCCCGACACCCCCGAGAGAUUUGACACUUGUCCCUGUGUCCUGGGCUCGGAGGGGAUCACGGGCGGGAGGCGCUACUGGGAGGUGGAGGUGGGAGACAAGACGGGCUGGACCCUGGGUGUGUGCAGGGAGUCUGUGCGCAGGAAGGGGGGGGUCAGACUGACACCUGGCGAUGGAUACUGGGUUGCGUGGCUGCAGGACGGGGGAUACAAGGCCUGCACCUCCCCCAUGACCCCCCUCCCCGUGCACGUGCGGCCCAGGUGGGUGGGGGUUUUCCUGGACUACGAGCGGGGCGAAGUCUCAUUUUACAACGUGACCGACAGGUCCCAUCUCUUCACUUUCACUGACACCUUCUCCGGGACCCUGCGCCCUUUCUUCAAUCCUAGUCUCAAUGCUGGGGGCACCAACGCGGCUCCCCUGACCCUGUGCCCGGUCCCAGCCCAGCCCUGAGGGAAUCCCUGUCCCUGCCAUGACCCGCGGGGGGCACAGACUGUCCCCUCCCCGCGCCCCGACUGCCACCCCUCGGUGCCCCCGGGGUGGGGACAGGGCUGGGGUCUCCAUCACAGCACUUGCUUCAUGUCCCAAUCCCCACGUGCACAGCCUGGGAGGGACCGGCUCCAAGCUCUCGUCCUUCAUGUACAGAUCCCUGCCGUCCCCGUGGUUUGUCACUUGGGACUUUGCUUUCCUCUCUCAGCAGUGUCCUCCCGCCUCUCCUCUCCUCCCCUCCCUCCACACCCUGUCCUUUGCUCUCUGCGCCUCCUGCCAUAGCGUGUGAGGAGGUGAGCGCGUGCUCGUGAAAGCUGAUGCAUCUCCGAGUCCGUGAGCCCAGCGGUGCUCAAGCUUUCUGGUGCGCGAGUGCAGGGCCCCACACCACAUCUAGGGCCACACGUGCAGUUGGACUGCACAGGCGGACCCGGACCCCGUGCACGUACAUGACGGCUCAGUGCCCCGGGGACAGGGGUGCUUGGGUGGCAGGGUGUGGGGGCAGCAUCCCUAGCAGGGACAGCCUGCUGGAGCCGGGGCAGAGCCACGAUCCCCUGCGUGCGUGCUGUUGUGUCUUAUUGUGUUUGCUUGCACUGCCCCUUCCAGGCCAAGGCCCCCGUGGUCAGCAUUGCAGGGCUCAGUGGCUUGUGGCAGUUUUGCGGCACUGGUGACUCCAUUUUCGCUGCCACGAGGAGCUGGUGGGCAUUUGGUUCCUCUCACGCACCAGGACUGGGCAUAAUAAAUGACUGCUAGUUCAACACCGGAGUGAGCAGAGUGUUGUUGCUGAGCUCACAACUAAUCGCGUGCCCUGCCCGGAGCGUGCAGGCUACAGACCAUGGCUCUGCGCUGGCUCCGGAGCAAGCCGCCCGUCCCCCGUGCCCAGCACCUCUGGAGCAGCCCCUGCGCUGCUCUGCCGCGUGCUGGCGGCGUGGCUGAGGCGGGGUCUCCU